AGAAACAUGAAGACUUUAGUCUGGAUGCGAUCAAGUUUCCUUAGUACUUUGGCUUUCUGAGAGAGAAAAUUAAAAAUCUCUGGGCCCUUUCAAAAAAAAUCCAAUCAACAAAAAAAUGAAGUCAGGAAAUCAGGCAUCAUGAGUUCAGAUACGGAUGUACACAAAAGUUCCUCCCCGGCUGCCAGGACUGCCACUGCCGUGGAAGAGCCAGAUGAACCUGAUGGCCCCCUUCUUGGCUCAGCCAGUGACCAAGAGAAGAAAGUAAGAUUAUCUCCAGCCAAAAUGUCAACCAAGAAUUCUACAGAUCUAGUUGAAUAUGUUGACAAGGGUCGUUCUUUUCUUCCUGCCAUUCCAAACACCCAGAGAAGUCAGCUAGAAGACAGACUGAACAACCAGGGUCGCACCAUAGCUUUCCUCCUUGAACAAGCUUUCCGCAUCAAGGAGGAUAUCUCUGCCUGUCUUCAGGGGACACAUGGCUUUCAAAAGGAGGAGUCACUUGCCAGGAAGCUUCUGGAAAACCACAUCCAGACCAUCACCAGCAUCGUCAAAAAACUCAGCCAGAACAUUGAGAUGUUGGAAGAACAAAUAAAAGCUCGAGAUGUGGCAGCCACAGGAACUAAUUUUGCAGUACAGGACCUAAACACCAAACACCUUCAAGGAGUUGGAGAUCUUCGAGGAAGAGUAGCCAGAUGUGAUUCCAGCAUCAUGAAGCUUUCUGGAGACAUUCACUUCAUCAGGCACGAGCACCGGCAACUCGAGAAAACAAUUCAAGAGCUCAUGUCCGCCCUAGAAACUGUUUCUAAAAACUUGGAUAUGAAGGUAAUGCAGCUCUUAGGAAAAAUAGAGGCUUCCAGUUCUGAGCAAAUCUCAAAUUUAAAGAUGGUCCAGGGGGAUUAUCACCAAGAAAUGAACCUUUUGGAGUUCAAAUUUAAUUCCCUUUCAACGAGCCUAUAUGAAGAAAUGGAGAACUAUCAAAAAUGGACAGAAAACCAGUCCAUCAGAUGUGAACAAGACCACCUUAGCCAUGUAAAUCAGUGUCUGAAGCUCCUGCAGGAGAAACUGGAUAUGUCUGAAAAAAAAAUGGAAGAAAAAUUACUGAAGCUUUCAAGCAAAUUAGAGAAUUUCAUUAACAGGCAGAAACAGGAAGCAGAUCUAAACAAAGUAAAGGAUAUAGAAAAUAAACUGUCCAAAAAGAUGAACCAACUGGAAAAGCACAUCUGGGGUGAAUUAGAGAAAAUGCAGACUGAAUAUCAAUCAGGAUUUAAAUCGAUUCAUGACUCUCUCAACUCCCUCCAACGAAUACAGAAAACAAAGAUGGAUUUAGAGAAAUAUAAAGUACAGAAAGACCUAAAGAAAUUGCAGUGUAAGAUAGUGGAACUUCAGGAAGUAUAAACUUUCCAGUCAUCUUCCUUUUCACCAGCCAGUGGAGUGGUUUGUUGGCAAAAGUUGGGAAGAAGAAAGCUAAUAUCUCUGGGAUGUUUACUGCUUCUAUUUCUUACCACCUUUUUAAGGAGAUGAAUGUACCAGGAAACCCAAUAAAGCAAAGAA
Messenger RNA from Kogia breviceps (pygmy sperm whale), 1548 nucleotides. RefSeq names its product family with sequence similarity 81 member B (gene FAM81B). NCBI's taxonomy places the organism in Eukaryota, Metazoa, Chordata, Mammalia, Artiodactyla, Physeteridae. The record is from RefSeq and is a predicted model, not a curated record.